AUGGACACUUACACGGAAAAAUUACGCGAGCUUGACCAGCUGACCAGUCUGCUAAUAAUCCUAAAAGAAGGCAGUUUGGAAUCGAUAUUAUUAAUGGAGUACCUCAUUUCAUUUUUCACUACGAUCAGCAACCAAAUGCUGGAGAAAGACCCGGGAACUAAAAACGAGUACUCACUAUUCAGCCUGCGUAACGACGAGAAAACCCGCAAACUACUAUCGGAGACGCUGGACUUACUCGGUUUCCCGACUGAGUGCAUUGAUAUAUUAAAACUGUCGCUCCAAAUCGUUCACGAGGACGACUGGCGGAAGCGACAGCGGAAACCUCUGGAGUUUGAGAAGGUGAAAGAUCCCGAAAAGAUGUAUGCAUAUUUACGCGAGAGGCACUCGGAUGUGGCCCGCGAUAUACAGUUCACGCUGCAGAAGAUGAUAGCUACAGUCUAUUUUGAGGCUUUGUUUAAGCAUAUCAUGGAGACGUCUGUAGAUGACUCUGAGAGGGCCACUUCCCUCGGUUCCGGUGAAGAGUUCGCUGAACAUUUUCACACUUCACUAGGCAACUCCAACAACAAAAGAGAAGAAGACAUCAUGUUUCAGGAUCUACUCACGAACAUUAAAACUUCACUUACAAGGAUGAGAGCUCAGAAAUUUUUCAAAUUGAAAUAA
This is a messenger RNA of Acanthosepion pharaonis, 660 nucleotides long. The record is from the annotation of a GenBank genome assembly. NCBI's taxonomy places the organism in Eukaryota, Metazoa, Mollusca, Cephalopoda, Sepiida, Sepiidae.